CUGUGCGAGGGGGACUGUACCGUUGGUACCUAUCCAAACUACCCCCUUGGCAUGCUCCACGCCCGCCCCUGCUUGGUCGAGCAACUGCUCCACCGUGAUUUCAUGGCACAGCAAUUCACACAGCACUUCAGUUUGACUUUGCCACUCGCUCCGCUUUGUGUUUGUUACUUGAAAGGGGAACCUCCAGUCCUCGCUUCCAUUCGAUUCCAUUCGAUCCGAUCCGCCCACCUCAGUUCGUCGUCGGCGGUGUUCUCAGUGUUAUACCCUCUCCAUAGUCAACCCAUUGGGCUUGGAUCGUUACCAUGCGGCAUCUGUUGCUUCUAGCCGUAGUUUACGUGGCUCUGGUUUUGGCCAAGCCGGCGACGGAGGCGCCUCGUCUGCUCAUCGACUCGGCGCCAUCGGUGGUCUCCUACCAGGGUUCCUCGCAGGCCCAGACCCGCUUCGUCAUCGCGCCCAUGGGGCGAUCAUUGGGCUACGUGGAGCCCACCAACCUCAAUCGAACCUUUCACACGAAGGCAACACAGGAGGGUGGCGCCACCGGCUACGAGCAGCUCAAUCUGAGUCCGGUCUACGUGCCGGGUAGCUAGGCAAUGGAAUCCCAUAGUUUUAGUUAGUUAAAUGUGUAAAUAAAGGCAGCGUGUAUAACAGAAAAAAACUUCAUGUGUAAGU
This is a messenger RNA of Drosophila sechellia, 669 nucleotides long. RefSeq lists its product as uncharacterized. Lineage: Eukaryota; Metazoa; Arthropoda; Insecta; Diptera; Drosophilidae. The record is from RefSeq and is a predicted model, not a curated record. Bases 303 to 587 code for a protein of 94 amino acids. The transcript has 2 exons.